ACUACAAUCCGUGCAUUUUGUGAAGGCCCGCUUGGAACCUAUUCGUUAUCAGAUUUUACUGAUCCCAGCCUUGAUUCGUCGGAAGAGCGAAGAUGACCUCAACACCUGAACCAGCCGACUCGAGCCACUUUCUGGGCAAGCUCGAGGUGCUUAAAGAGAUCCGAGUCCGCACCGUGCAGUUGGACAAGAUCAAAAAGAAGCUCACGUCUGAAGUUGAGGCUACCGUCAACGAGGAACGCUGUCUCGACGAAUACAGGACGGAAUUGGAGCAGCUCAUACAGGAGAAGAUGGCUCACGUUGAGGAACUGCGCCAGAUUCAUCAGGAUAUCAACGCAAUGGAACAGGUGAUCAAGCAGGCGCAGGAAGAGAGGAACCGCCGUCUGGAUCUCGCCAAGCAGCUCAAUCAUGAAGUUCGUCGGCUCAAAGACGUGGUCGACUCCUAUCGCGGCGAAAUCGGUCUCACGAAACUACCUGAAGUUCACGAUGACGAGCCACUUCUGAAGCCCGAGUUUUUCGAGCGACAACGUUUCGAUAUCCAACCUAGUUCCCAUCAGGACAUGGGCGCUGCGCCUCAAGUGCUGCCGGUGCCGACUGAUAAUCCGAUCCUUCAGCAACAACAGCAACAGUUGGCGAGCGCAGUUCAACAGAUGCGUCAACGAAGUGGAAUAAUCGAGCGACCUCAGAGCUCAGCCGCCUUCAGACAGCAGCCUCCGCCGAUGAAAAGCUGCCUAUCCUGCCACCAACAGAUUCAUCGCAAUGCUCCGAUAUGUCCCCUGUGCAAGGCCAAGUCGCGCUCUAGGAAUCCCAAGAAGCCGAAGAGGAAAAUGGAAGACUAAGUCGAGUGAUCCUCCUUAGCUGCAAUACCCAAAACAAUGUGGAAUUCUUUCUACGUUGUGACCAUGAUCUCUAUGAACUCGAAAGUUUAAGACGAUGACGAGCUACAUCUACACCUUAACCCAGCGAGGGCAGCUCGCCUUUCCGGACGCGAUUCC
This is a messenger RNA of Galendromus occidentalis (western predatory mite), 992 nucleotides long. RefSeq names its product zinc finger C4H2 domain-containing protein. Gene Ontology annotation, cellular component: nucleus. The transcript has 6 exons. Gene Ontology annotation, biological process: positive regulation of neuron differentiation. The record is from RefSeq and is a predicted model, not a curated record. The coding region runs from base 93 to 836 and encodes 247 amino acids. Lineage: Eukaryota; Metazoa; Arthropoda; Arachnida; Mesostigmata; Phytoseiidae.